UUAAGUGAAAGAAAUGGGGCGUCACACGUGACGUCAAGGUCCCGCUUUUUACGAAUUGUGACGAACUUGUGAUUACGCGCGCUGUUCAAGCAAGUUUACUGUAGAGAACAGGAUGGAAGAAAUAGCCUCAGAAUUCCUGCGCUUUCUUAGCUCUCGUCAGGUUGAGUUUCUGAAAGGUUCUUUGGAACCUGGGGUGUAUGAGACUGGUGUGCAGGUGAGAACAACUGAGAACAGUAAUCCUUUACAUAACUUUUGGAGCAGCAGCAAACCCAGAUUCAUCAUGGAGAAAUUUAUACCCAAAUUUGAAGAGAAUGAUGAGACAACAGAGGAACUGUACACUAAUGAGUCUAAGGUUCACUUGGAAGAAAAUGUUGGACCUAUGGGCCUAUCAAUUAUGAAAGCAAGGCAGUUGCUGUCCUGGUACAUUUUAUCACAGAACCCUAAUGUACUCAGACCUGAGGGAGAUGCAUUUUCUGUGGCACUUUUUCCUCUGUGGCUGCGAUGUGAUGGCUGUGACCUGGAGGGCAUACAUUGGUUGGGAGCUGAAAUUGCCUGGGCUGGUGUCAAAGCCAUUGGUGUAAACAUAUAUACUGUGAAAUGCAAAGGCCCAGCCACGGGAAAGGCAUCAUUUCCUGUUCUAGAAGAGCUGAAGCAACAGCACAAAAUCAGGCAUCACUCAUCUGCUGUGACUGCGAAGGGGUAUGCUCAGUAUGAUCUUUUUGGCUCUGCAGUUGUGGAAAAUACCAUUAUUGAAUCCCAAAGCAAUGUGUAUGUGGAUUUCUCCUGGAACAAUGUGGAAAGCAUCUUGCAGCCACCUCCCCUAACUGCAACAGCCACCUUGAAAAUCAAAGUAGGAUCUGGAGACCCCCGGAGUCCAGUCUGUCAGCUGUACAGGGAGUUGGAGUUCUUAGUGGUUUUGGCUGACGGUUUGAGAACAGGAGUGACUGACUGGCCAGAACCAUUGGAGAGCAAGACUGCACUACAACUUGUUCAAGCAUUAAUUGAUGACUUGAAGCACAAACUGGAUAAUUUCCAGAAUUCACCUGUAAAGGAGACAGAGAACCCAAAGGAAAGUGCAGCUAAUGACGAAGGAUCUAUUCACACCGGUUUUGUUGCUGAGCGAUGUGACCUUGAUUUUGCCGAGCAGCUAUGGUGUCGUAUGUGGAAGAGUGUUUCAUCCUACCAUAAUGUGCAGGAAUGUCUGUCUCUGGUGAUCCAGGCCUUGAAGACUGGUAGCAUUCAGCCAUGGAUCCACCGAGGAAGUAACAGUACUCUGAGCAGGCUAGUUCAACAAUCGUAUGAUGGAAGCAUGGACAGUGUAACACUCAGUGGGCUGGUUCCCAUCCGCAUGCUGUUGGAGCUUGGACUUGACAAAAUGAGGAAGGAUUACAUCAGUUACUUCUUAGGUCAGGAGCUAGCAACAUUUAACUAUCUGGAUUACUUCCUGUGCAAUUCUGUUGAUUUGCAAGAGCAAGUCCAUCGACUGAAGAAACUUCACCACAUGCUUGAGAUAGUUGUCAACUGUAGUGCUUUUCUCAGCCUGGAGCAUGAACACCUCUUCCCUCUAAUGCAGUCUCUCUUACAGUUUUAUGAAAAGAACCCUCAUGAUGAAGAGCACAUAUUCAGCCUGCCUAUUAGACCCUCAUUCAUCAGCAGUUUCUACCAGAAUGCACCCCCACAAAUGUGGCGUGUGGAACUGGUCAGUGGUCAUGGACAAAAAGAGGUAAAGACUAUUUUUCAGCUCAGUACAAAGUCUGCUGUGGACCACAUGGCCUUUGAUGAGUCAGAGUUGCAUCUCAAGAGCAUGGCCAAUGAAGAAGGUGAAGAGACAUUCUAUUUCACCAGCAUCAUCGAGUGCAGCCAGGUGCACUUUGUUUAAAUUAGUAUCAUCCUUAGUCUGGUUUAAUGGGG
Erpetoichthys calabaricus (reedfish) is the source of this 1911-nucleotide messenger RNA. It is a transcript of the gene zwilch, whose product is annotated as zwilch kinetochore protein. The transcript has 18 exons. Gene Ontology annotation, cellular component: RZZ complex. Gene Ontology annotation, biological process: protein localization to kinetochore; mitotic spindle assembly checkpoint signaling. The record is from RefSeq and is a predicted model, not a curated record. The coding region runs from base 113 to 1879 and encodes 588 amino acids. NCBI's taxonomy places the organism in Eukaryota, Metazoa, Chordata, Cladistia, Polypteriformes, Polypteridae.